This is a messenger RNA of Chironomus riparius, 2167 nucleotides long. The record is from the annotation of a GenBank genome assembly. NCBI's taxonomy places the organism in Eukaryota, Metazoa, Arthropoda, Insecta, Diptera, Chironomidae.
CAGAGUUUCAAUCGUCAAGUAGCAAUCAUGGCUAAUAAGAAGAACCUUCUUUUACUUCUAGAGAGACCUGGCGAGCCUGUCUUUACACCAAAAGGCAAGAACAACACAGUUUUUCAGAUUCCGAGUAGGUUUUUAGAGGAACGAUAUCAAAGCAUUGGAAGUGAGAUUCAAAGUCGAUUUGGUGAGGAAGGAGAUGUGACAGUUCAAGUUAGAGACUCUGGAAUACCUGACAUCACCAUUCCAGCUCAACUGGAGAAGCAGGAGAAUUUUUCAUUGUUCAUGCCGAGACAUCAGAAGCUUGCUGCAGCAUUAACUGAUGUGUUUAUGAAGGCCAAAGACAUCGAACAGCUUCAAAGCUAUGCCGUCUAUGCACGUGACCGAGUCAACGCUCAAAUGUUCAACUAUUCAUUGUCGGUUGCAAUUCUUCAUCGACCUGAUACUAAGGAUCUAGACUUGCCACUCUUUGUUGAAACUUUUCCGAGUAAGUUUAUAGACUCGAGAAGUUUUGGAAGAGCUCGUGAGGAAGCUAAUGUUGUUAGACAAGGAAUGAGAAGGCCGAUUAUUAUUCCUAGGGAUUAUACUGCUUCUGAUUUGGAUCCUGAGCAUAGAUUAUGGUACUUCCGUGAAGAUUUAGGUAUCAAUAUUCAUCACUGGCAUUGGCAUUUAAUCUAUCCAUCUGAGUCAAGUGACAUCAACAUUGUCCGCAAAGAUAGACGUGGUGAACUGUUCUACUAUAUGCAUCAACAGAUUAUGGCUCGUUAUACUGCUGAACGUUCUUGUAAUAACCUGCCAAGAGUUAAACCACUCAACAGUUUACGAGAUCCGAUUCCUGAAGGUUACUUCCCAAAAUUAGACUCACUUAUUGCUUCUCGAUCAUGGCCAGCACGACAAGACAAUUCAGUCUUGAAAAACAUCAAUCGAACUUUGGAUCAAAUCAACUUGGAUAUUCCAACUAUGGAACGAUGGAGAGCACGAUUCCUUGAAGCAAUUCAACAAGGUUUUUAUAUUGAUCCUAGAGGACAGCGAUUCCCAUUAGACGAAGUUACUGGAAUUGAUCAUUUAGGGAACAUGUUGGAUGCAUCAUCGUUGUCACCUAAUCCUGAUUAUUAUGGUAACUACCACAAUAUGGGACAUACAAUUCUAUCAUUCGUACACGAUCCUGAUCAUCGUCAUUUGGAGAGUUUCUCAACAAUUGGAGAUUCAGCAACAUCAAUGCGUGAUCCAGUGUUCUAUCGUUUGCAUCAGGAUGUUGAUGACUUAUUUAAUGAGCAUAAAAUUCGACUUCCACCGUACACAGCACAGCAAUUGACUUUCCCAGGUAUUCAAGUCACUGCUGUUGGCAUUCAACUUGAAAAUGGACGUACUAAUCAGUUCCAUACAUUCUGGCAACAAUCUGAUGUUAACAUGUCUAAAGGAAUGGACUUUUUGCCACGUGGUGAUGUCUUUGCUAGAUUCACUCACUUGCAACACAUCCCAUUCACAAUCAACAUCCAGGUCAAUAAUGACUCAGGUGCUCAACGUUUUGGAAUGGUUCGUCUAUUCAUGGCUCCUAAAUUCGAUGAUCGUGGACAACAGAUGCUAUUCCGUGAUCAGCGCCGCUUGAUGAUUGAAAUGGACAAGUUUGUUGCUAACUUGCGUCCUGGACAAAACACUUUGAGACGCCGAUCAGCAGAAUCAACAAUUACGGUUCCAUUUGAUCGAACAUUUAGAAAUUUGGACAGUCCAGCUGGAACCACUGACGCUCAAUUUAACUACUGCGGCUGUGGAUGGCCGAAUCAUAUGUUGAUUCCCAAAGGUACAACUCAAGGCUAUCGAAUGGAAUACUUCGUUAUGGUCUCCAACUAUGAACUAGACCGAAUCAAUCAAGAUCUUGGUGGAAUUUGCAGUGAUGCAGCAUCAUUCUGUGGCAUUCGUGAUCGAUUGUAUCCUGAUAAACGUGCUAUGGGCUUCCCAUUUGAUCGUUUAGCUCGUCAAGGUGCUGAUACAUUGGCUUCAUUUAUGACACCGAAUAUGAGGGUUCAAGAGGUUACAAUUAUUCAUAAUGAUCGAGUCGCGGGACCAACUGGGCAGUAAAAAUGGAACUAAAUUCAGGCAGAUACAGAUUGUGGCUAUUUUUAUGAUUUUUAAAUUGCAUUUAUAAAACUUUUGAAUAAACAGCACUGGUUUU